This is a messenger RNA of Miscanthus lutarioriparius, 1848 nucleotides long. NCBI's taxonomy places the organism in Eukaryota, Viridiplantae, Streptophyta, Magnoliopsida, Poales, Poaceae. The record is from the annotation of a GenBank genome assembly.
AUGAUCCCCGCUCCUCGCGCCUCCACUGCCGGAGGCAGCGGGUGGCGCCGCGUCCUCCUCGCCCUCGCCCUCCUCCUCCUCACCCUCGCGCCACCCGCAUCAGCGCAGCCGACGCCGACGAGCCCAGCGCUGCAGGCGGCUUACACGGCGCUACAAGCGUGGAAGCGGACGGCCAUCUUCUCGGACCCGUCCAACUUCACAUCCAACUGGGUCGGCCCGAACGUGUGCGCCUACAACGGCAUCUACUGCGCGCCGCGGCCCUCCGACGGGGCGCUGGCCGUGGCGGGGAUCGACCUGAACCACGCCGACAUCGCGGGCCACAUCCCGGCCGACCUUCCCCUGGGCCUCCCCGACCUCGCGCUGCUCCACCUCAACUCCAACCGCUUCUGCGGGGUGCUGCCCGACACCUUCCUCCGCCUGCGCCUCCUCCACGAGCUCGACCUCAGCAACAACCGCUUCGUUGGCGCGUUCCCCGCCGUCGUCCUGGGUCUCCCCGCGCUCAGGGACCCAUUCCGCCGGCGGUCUUUCGACCGCCCGCUCGACGCCAUCAUUCUCAACUCCAACCGCCUCCGUGGCCCCAUCCCGGGGAACCUCGGCAACUCCCCCGCGUCCGUGGUGGUGCUCGCGCACAACCGUCUCGGCGGGUGUAUCCCGCCGUCGAUUGGGAGGAUGGCGGACACGCUCAAUGAGAUCGUGCUCAUCGACGACGACCUCACCGGCUGCGUCCCACCGCAGGUCGGGUUGCUUAGGAAGGUCACGGUGUUUGAUGUCAGUGGGAACCACCUCCAGGGCCCGCUGCCGGCGAGCGUCGGUGGGAUGGCUGCCGUCCAGCAGCUCAAUGUGGCCGGGAACCUGCUCAGGGGGCCCGUGCCGCCGGCCGUGUGCGUGCUGCAGGGGACGCUCAGGAACUUCACCUACGAGGACAACUUCUUCACCUCGCGCCCUGGGUGCGCCGUCGCCACGGCGGACGGCAGGUGGAACUGCAUCCCUGGCGCUCCCGCGCAGCGCCCGCCGCCGCAGUGCGCCGCCGCGGCCGCGCCGUUCGACUGCAGGACGGCGCAAUGCCAGGCGCCGCCCACGUCUGGCCCGCCUGGGUCGGGUCCCGGCGGGCCUUCACAGCCGCUGCCACCGCCUGGCUCCACCACGCCGUCGUACCCGUCCCCGCCAGGGAGCUCCACCACGCCGUCGCACCUGUCGCCGCCCACAGACGGCAGCAGCCCCAAGCCAUCAAUGCCGCCUUCAUCCCAUGGUGGCUCGCCUCCGUCGUCCGGCUACCAGCCGCCGCCGCCGCCGUCGUCCGGAGCAUCCCGGUGGCGUCUGGCCGCCGCACACGCCAACGGCUCCCGGCACGCCAGGAUCAGCAUACCCUCCGGGGACACCAGGAUCGCCAUCCACACCGACUACUCCGGGCACCCCAGGUUCGACAUUCCCGCCGACGACCCCCGGAGCGCCAGGGUCGUCGCCAUCCACCCCGACGGCUCCAGGCACGCCAGGUUCAACAUACCCACCGACGACUCCGGGCGCAUCAGGGUCGUCACCAUCCACGCCGACGACUCCGGGCACCCCAGGUUCGACAUUCCCGCCGACGACCCCCGGAGCGCCAGGGUCGUCGCCAUCCACCCCGACGGCUCCAGGCACGCCAGGUUCAACAUACCCACCGACGACUCCGGGCGCACCAGGGUCGUCACCAUCCACGCCGACGACUCCGGGCACGCCAGGUUCAACAUACCCGCCGACGACUCCGGGCGCACCAGGGUCAUCGCCAUCCACGCCGACGACUCCGGGCACGCCAGGUUCAACGUUCCCGCCGACGACACCCGGCUACCACCCUCCGUCCCCAGGUGGUAG